CGCAUCCGUGAGAAAGCCUACUCUCGUUGCACCAGUCGCUCGCUAAUUUCCGCCUGACACAGCCAACUCGCUCAGGCCAACCAUCACCGAUACGAUCUCGAAUUGCCGGACAGAAAGUAACACUGGAGCCUUCCGUAGGUCGGUUGACGAAUCGUUAUUCGAGACGCUCCAAAAGUUCAGAGCGAGAGGGCUCUUUCGCUCUCCGUCAUAGGCAACUUCCUUACUUCUCUUGCAGCGUUCGAGCACACUUUCAAGGACAAUCAUGGAUAUGUCCAUCUCAUGUUGUCGAACGUGCGACAAUCGUAAUCAUGCCAUUCACACAUCCCCAUCAAACCCCUCGCCUGUCGAUGUUUGCCUCAUUGCACUUGCGUUCAAAGAGGACGUGUCCCCUCACACGAAUUCCUACAAGGCGUUGAACACCCUACUGAACGACUUUAUCGAUGGAGCCGACUCCUCCUCACAUCUGUCAGCAUUUACGUCAUGGUCACCGUGUUUGUCAGACCCAAGGACUGCUGUUGUAGUAACGACCGCGAGCGAGACGUGUUCGAACUCCGCCAACUUGAUCUACAACGACAUCUUUGGGUUCCUUACACGCCCUCCAAGCAUACAACAUGUGUAUCUCGAUUACUCCAUUCUAUCUCUUGCUUCGUCAUCGCUAGAGCAGAGGAUACUGUGCGAUCUUAUGACCCUGAGAGCACCGACUUCCGGCAUCGCUGCAGCGAUUGGCAAGCACUUUGGUUGGGAGCUGCUUUUAGUCGACCGAGCGAUCUGAUCAGGGAUUUAUGGGCUUGGGCCGAGCUGCCACACUGUGGCCGGAUAUCGCGACCCAGCGCGCUCGGAUCAAGGAGUACGCACCUGCAUGCACCAUUGUUGAGCACCAAUUCGGAUGAGAAGAAUAUGUCGCUCUGUUAUGAGGAAGACUAGGAUGAGGAAUUUGACGAGGCAGACGAAGAGGCGUUGAUUAUGAUCUUCCAGUGGCACGACCAUGUGGCUGCAGAUCGGUUCAAACACCCUCUUCAGAAAAGCUACGGUCCCAACGGGGAACCUGUCAGGGAUGAUAUGUGGGGUGAGCAUGUCGCACGUCCGGUGCGGCACUUUCGAAGCCACGGCGCAAAGCUGGAGAUAUAUAAGCUUGAGCUGAGAGGUGUGGAGCCUAGACUGCAGACGAGGAUGCGGUCAGGCUCGAAAAUGGCUGGUGGAGAGAGAAGUGGAAGUAAACGCCUCAGUUUGAUGGCC
Molecule: messenger RNA, 1236 nt
Organism: Didymella exigua CBS 183.55
Lineage: Eukaryota; Fungi; Ascomycota; Dothideomycetes; Pleosporales; Didymellaceae
Exons: 2
Coding region: 263-772 (169 amino acids)
Source: RefSeq, a predicted model, not a curated record